This is a messenger RNA of Chaetomium globosum CBS 148.51, 552 nucleotides long. Its product is annotated as mitochondrial 54S ribosomal protein YmL23. The transcript has 2 exons. The coding region runs from base 1 to 552 and encodes 183 amino acids. Gene Ontology annotation, cellular component: mitochondrial large ribosomal subunit; ribosome. Gene Ontology annotation, molecular function: mRNA binding; structural constituent of ribosome. Lineage: Eukaryota; Fungi; Ascomycota; Sordariomycetes; Sordariales; Chaetomiaceae. Gene Ontology annotation, biological process: translation; negative regulation of translation. The record is from RefSeq and is a predicted model, not a curated record.
AUGUCACAAACCGUCGGAGCUACCAGACUCGCCUACUCAAGGGUAUGGCACCACAUCUCGGCGUCAACACCGCACCCGACGCUGAGCACGAUCAAGGCGCCGGCCGAGGCCGUGACCCCGCCCUCGCUGGGCCGGCUGGCGUCGCGGAUCGCGACGAUCCUCAUGGGCAAGCACAAGCCGAUCUGGGAUCCGUCGACCGACUGCGGCGACUACGUGGUGGUGACCAACUGCGCGGCGCUGUACACGACGGGCCAGAAGAAGUACCGCAAGACCUACUACCGCCACAACACCCGCCCGGGAUCGCUCCGCACCGUCACCAUGGACGUCUUGAUGGACAAAUUUGGCGGCUCCGAGGUGCUGCGCAAGGCCGUCAGUGGCAUGCUGCCCAAGAACAGGCUGCGGGACAAGCGGCUGGCGCGGUUGAAAGCGUUCGAGGGCGAUGCCCACCCGUACAAGGAGAACUUGGUACGGUUUGGUGGGAAGGUUGUGGGGACUUCGGGGUGGGAGGAUGUGGUUAAGGCUGUGAGGGCGGCGGAUGCUGCGAGGUUAUAG